AUGGACACUUCAUCUAUGAUAAAGAAUCAUGUCGAGAAACCGGAAAAAUUCAAAGGAACGGAUUUUAGACGCUGGCAACGGAAGAUGUUGUUUUAUUUAACAACUCUUCACGUCUCCAACGUAUUGAUGGAUGACGAGCCCCGAAAUCCACCCGUGAGUCUUGGACAAAAUGUUCCAACCGCUGCUCAAACGAAACAAUUUGAGAAAGCGGUCGAAACUUGGAAGAGCAAUGAAUAUAAUUGUAGAAAUUAUAUUCUAAACGCUCUCGAUGAUUCCCUAUAUGAUAUCUACUCAACUUUCAAAACCGCGAGAGAGAUAUGGGAAUCAUUAGAGCGUAAGUAUAAAACCAAAGUUGCUUGUUCCAAACGAUUUGUGGUAGGAAAAUUCCUACACUACAAGAUGAUUGACUCUAAAUUAAUUGUCAAACAAGUCGAGGAACUCCAAGUCAUCACUCACGAGUUGGAAGUGGAAGGUAUGGGCAUCAACUCUAACUUUAUGGUAGGGUUUAUAAUUAAGAAGUUACCUCCGUCAUGGAAGAACUUCAAAUUAUACCUGAAACAUUUAACUGAUGAUAUGAGCUUUGAACAACUUGUCCUCAAACUCCGAGUUGAGGAGGAUAACAGGUUGUCUGAAAAAGCCGAUGCUAGUUGCCUUGAGCCAAAUGAAAAUAUGGUGGCUCUAAGCACCUCUAAGGGGAAGUUUCAAAAAUUUAAGGGCAAAGGCAUUGCCCCUAAACCAUCGUUUAAAAACUCUCUUGCCCCACAGAAAAAGAACUUCAAAAGGGCAAAAGAUUGUAGACACAAGAGAGAUCACGGUGGUGGUGGAAAUGGUGGCGGAGGUGCUGGACCGUCUCACCAAGCCAACAUGGCUAAUUCUGAAACGCAAUUCAUCGGCAUGGUGGAAGCAAACUUGGUGACUAACACUAUGGAUCGGUGGUUUGAUACCAGAGCCACUAAACACAUUUGCAACACCAAAGGCUCAUUUGCUACAUACCAAAAAGUUAGUGAUGAAGAACUGAUGUCUAUCGGGAAUACGGCGACGGCGAAGGUAGAAGGCAAAGGGAAAAUGAUUCUGAAACUCACUUCCAGGAAAGACCUCGUUCUUACAAACGUGCUACAUGUACCUGAUAUUAGGAAGAAUUUAAUUUCUGGUCCUAUGUUAAGUAAUAAGGGAUUCAAGAUUGUGUUUGAAUCCAAUAAGUUUGUAAUUACUAAAGGGGGUCUCUACGUACAUGAUUGA
Molecule: messenger RNA, 1239 nt
Organism: Cynara cardunculus var. scolymus (artichoke)
Lineage: Eukaryota; Viridiplantae; Streptophyta; Magnoliopsida; Asterales; Asteraceae
Exons: 2
Coding region: 1-1239 (412 amino acids)
Source: RefSeq, a predicted model, not a curated record